CUUGGAUGUAGUGGCGGUGAAACGCGCCCACUUUUUCGAGUCUAUCUGCAGUGCAAGCUCGUUCAAUUUUCAAUUUGAGUAGAUAUGUGUUCUUGUCAAAAUUGUAAAACGAAUUUAAACGAAAUGUCACCAUGUACCAAGUGCAAAUCAGAUGUUUUCAACGAACCGUGUCAUAAUAAAGAUAAUAUUCCAGAAUAUAAAAGAAAUGGACCUAAACUUAGAUGGAAUUGCAAAUAUUGCAUUAAUGAUCCCAUUGGCGGUGUAUAUGAUCCAGAGGAAACUCAAACGCCGGUAGACCUAGAAGAUAUUUUAGCAGAUAUCGAGAAACUAAAACAUAAGCUUAACAAUUUAUUAAAUGACAUGGUGCAAGUUAAAACAGAUCUCAUCGAUUUGAAAGAGACAACGACGAGUGCGCAUUCUUACAUGACGGGUGUGAAUGACAAAGUCAAAAACCUCGAGAAUAGAAUCGUAAAAUUGGAUAAAAAAUCCUGUAAUUUAUAUACUCUAAAGCAAACUAUCAGCAACUUUGAAAAUCCGAUUGACGAUAAGAAAUAUUGGGAUCGCACAACUCAGAAUAAUGUGUACGUUAAUCAGAAACAUAUGCUUUUGUAUGAUGCCCCUGAAGCAUGCAAGGACGUUUUGCCUAAAGAUCAAAACAGUUUCAUUGCUAAAGUUCAAUUAAGGCUACGAAACGCACCGAAGUUAAUACUUUCUAGAUUUUCGACAGAUCAAAACAAGAAAUCGUCAUUGCUGCGGUGCGAAGUUUAAAGUAAAAUAAGAUAAUAUUCUCAGACAAAGUAACAGAGUUAUUUGUCUGUACUUUUUGAUGUAAAAUAUCUAUUACUAGAGGCUGAAAUGGGAGCUGUUGUUGAAUGGCGAUACUAAUUGGCCAAUAUCUACGAGCUACAUUGUGCAAACAAGAGAAGCUAUGUUUCCUAUUGAUAAUAUUAUUAUUGUAUUUGUGCCUUUUUCAAUCAAAGAAAUAUGUUAGAUGUAUAAUUAAUAACCAUAAUAAUGCAAUGUGUAGCGAGCAUACAAAUGUUUGCAUAACCUUAUAGACAGUACGUACCUAACAGUACUACUCUAGACGCACGAGCACGUCAAAUGCCCUUGGUAAUGUAUCGAUUGCUGUGCAAGUACCUACGUGCAACGAAAAUUCACGUGUUUAAGUGAUGAUUAGUUUUCUGUUUGUAGAUUAUUAUGUUACUAGAUAGUUAAGGUACUUUUAAUAGACAAAAAACAUUUUAAUUUUAAUUUAAGUUUAGCUCUUGUGACAAAUAAAUACCACUGAUUUAUUUUUUAUAUUACUGUGCAAGCCCAAAAAUUCAAUAAACACUUAUUUU
This is a messenger RNA of Chilo suppressalis (striped riceborer), 1343 nucleotides long. The record is from the annotation of a GenBank genome assembly. NCBI's taxonomy places the organism in Eukaryota, Metazoa, Arthropoda, Insecta, Lepidoptera, Crambidae.